AUGCCGGGAAGUGGGUAACCGAGCGGAGGUCCGCGGACCGCUUCGCGGCGAUUAGUGCGGUGGAGCGCACUUGCAUUAUGACCAAAGCUGCCGGUGUUCAGGAAAAGCGGUAAAACGAGUGGGAAACGAAUUUCCUAUCAAAAAUUUUCGCCUUUUUUAACAAAAUAUUUUCAGGCCCACUCUUCGUUCUGCUCCACUCAAUUUCCCUAUUCUCCAACAGUUUUGUGGUCUACGAAGCACAAAUCUGCCGAUUUUUUCUACAAUCUCUGCUUUUUCUAGUGUUUCUCGAACGAUUGAGGUGCGUUUUCUAAUUUUAUUCGCCGCAAUUUUGCAGCUAAACGGUCGUCGCCGAGUUUUUCGCGAAAAUUGCGAUAGAGCGCGUCUUGCACAGACAUGGAAAGCAUCAUCAAUGUUCAGAUCGGUGCGGAAACCGCGAAAACCGUACACAAUAGUGUCGGUGUGGAAAUGGGCGAACAAGAAUGACAAUUUGCUCAUUCUCUCCGUCGCCAUGGCACUUUUAAGGGCGGAGCCACUUUUUCAUAGGUGCCGCGAGGAAGAAGCCACGUGUCAGAUGUACUAUUCGGUCCGGCAUGUCGCCAGUCUCAGCGGUAUGCACUUCUUUUUUUUUUGUUGUGAAAACAACCAGUUUCUUCUCUUUCAGUAGACGCCCAAGUCGUGCGACUUCUCUUCGCCGGAAUCUCGCUCGCCGUGACAAAUUCGUCGGCAUUUCGAAUGUUUAGUGAAAAACGAAUGACGUCAGGUUUUUAUGAUUCUUUUGGCCCAAAAAAACACAACUUUUCUUAAAGGCACAAUGCGAAUAUUGUCGGCAGUUUCGUGGCCGCUUCUCGCCGGAAUCUUCUAUCAUUGUGUCAUCGUUUCGAAGCUUCAAGACCCGUCGCGAGCCAAUUUCACGGCACAAAUGAUAUUCUUCAGCAGUUUCGCAUGUGCAAUCGCGGCGUGGAGGGAGAGGUAAACAAUGAACAAGUGUUCUUUUUUGAAAAUUGUUCAAGUACACGGCGGGCAGAGUUUUCUAGCACGACACCUUUAAAAAUGACUAUUUUCGCAGAAACUUUGCAAUUACCGUCCACUUCCUGAUGAUGCCCAUUUAUUUGCUGUUCGGCGACGGAAUGAUCCCCGCUUUGGUCGUUUUCAUCGCUUUAUCGGUGAUUAUCACGAAAUUCGUGCCGCGCGGUUGGUGUUCACUUGUUUCUUAACGAUUUAUCGGUUUUUUUUUGCCAGAAACCCUCGCGUCGGCGGUGGCCAUUUUGGUGCCGUUCGGAUUCUACCAACUCGGCCACUCUCCGGUGAUCUCCGCAAUUCCGUGGCACGCCGGAUUCGUCGGAAUUCCCGGAUCGGCGGUCCCGCGCAUCGUCACCGCCGCUUUUGUGCUCGUCCAUCUCAACUUUUCCGCCAUUUCGUCGAUUUUUGUGAUUUCUAGUCAAACGGUGAGAGUUUUGGCCAUUAAAACCUGAAAAAGAAAAUCGCCGACGGUACCAGUUCCUGAGACAAUUCCUAUUUCUAUUUUCGGCUAAUCCGAUGGUCUCUCUCUCUCUCUUUUCCGCCCCUCCCUUUCCGUUGUAAUAUUCUCCCAUUCAAUAAAAAAUAAUUAGUAGGGAAAACGGAUAAAAAUCGAUAUUUUGCAGCAUAAUUGGCCGCUCGCCGAGACGGUGAUUCUGACGACGACGCGCGCGACGUUCGCCUGUUUCGCCGCAUCAAUCCAUCGACGUCAUCUGAUGGUCUGGAAAAUUUUCGCGCCCAAAUUCAUCUUCGAAUCCGUCCUCGCCAUUGUUCUUCUCGUUUUCGCCGAUUUUUUGUCCGUCCUCCGACUGUUUACCCCGAGGCCAAAAAAACUGUAA
This is a messenger RNA of Caenorhabditis sp. 36 PRJEB53466, 1856 nucleotides long. The record is from the annotation of a GenBank genome assembly. Lineage: Eukaryota; Metazoa; Nematoda; Chromadorea; Rhabditida; Rhabditidae.